CGGAGCUGGGAAAAGGGAGGCAGAACAGGAGGAGGCGGAGGCAGAGGCAGAGCCGGGCGCCGAGACCGACCGAGCGACAGACCGGCGGGGCUGGGCCACGCAGACACGGCCCAGUGAGCCCUCCCCGCGACCCGAGGCGGCCCCCGAGAGUCGGCCUCUGGACUGGCCUGGGAGUCAGAGGCUCCAGAGCAGAUCCCGGAGUCAGGCUUUCCUCCGCUGCCGACGAGGGCUGGCCCUUUGGAAGGUGCCGUCUUCAACAGCAGGACCAGGCAGGCCACCAUGACCGAGAACUCCACGUCCACCCCUGCGGCCAAGCCCAAGCGGGCCAAGGCCUCCAAGAAGUCCACAGACCACCCCAAGUAUUCAGACAUGAUUGUGGCUGCCAUCCAGGCAGAGAAGAACCGCGCUGGUUCCUCGCGCCAGUCCAUCCAGAAGUACAUCAAGAGCCACUACAAGGUGGGUGAGAACGCGGACUCCCAGAUCAAGUUGUCCAUCAAGCGCUUGGUCACCACUGGAGUCCUCAAGCAGACCAAAGGGGUGGGUGCCUCGGGGUCUUUCCGCCUGGCCAAGAGCGACGAGCCCAAAAGGUCCGUGGCCUUCAAGAAGACGAAGAAGGAAGUCAAGAAGGUGGCUACGCCAAAGAAGGCAGCCAAGCCCAAGAAGGCUGCCUCCAAAGCCCCAAGCAAGAAGCCCAAAGCCACCCCAGUCAAGAAGGCCAAGAAGAAGCCGGCUGCCACGCCCAAGAAAACCAAAAAACCUAAGACUGUCAAAGCCAAGCCAGUCAAGGCAUCCAAGCCUAAGAAGGCCAAACCAGUGAAGCCCAAAGCCAAGUCCAGUGCCAAGAGGACUGGCAAGAAGAAGUGACAAUGAGGCUUUUCUUGUGGACACUCCUGCCUGUCUAUUUUCUGUAAAUACUUUCUCCUUCUCUCUCGGUCUCAUUUGCCAUCCUUUGCCCCUUUCCCUUCUGACUUUGUAAAGAGACAGAAUUUGUAUUUCUCAGAAAUUAGGGAAUAAUUCAUUUUUCCUUAACCAACCAUGCAAGGACAGCAACAACAAAUAUCUCUGUAAUGAUGAGAAUGUACUUAUAUUUUAUUUGUUACUAAUCUGCUUGUGGGUUUGGGAAUUUGGGUGGGUUUGUGUGUUUUCUUUAGUUGGGUGGUUGGUUCACUCUGAAGGUAAAAGUCGGUGGGGCUGGUGGGGGGAGGAAUGGGCAAGGUAGUUUGUUGGGGCUAGGUGACAGGGAGCCCAGGAACUUUAAGAUUUGUAGGAGUUCCUCAGAGACCAUCAAGCUUUAAGUUGAGCACUCCUUGUGAGAGUUUCAGAACCUUGGUGGGGAGUAGAGAGGGAUGGCAGCAGCUGGACAGGCAAAGGAGGUAGAUGGGGGUGGGGGGAAACCCUCUCUUGGCUGUCUGCCACCUUCCCGUGGUGAGAGUGGGACUUCCAAACCCAGUUUCCUUCUCACUUCUGUUAGUUUGUCCGUGUGGCCUCUCUAUUGUCCUAGGGAACGGGAGGGAGGGUUAAAGUGACAGCUGGUCCUAGAAACUAGCUUUUCAGUCAGCUAGAAACUAGCCACUGGGGGUUUCUGUGGAUUCAGAAAGUCUCUUGUUAAAUGGGAGUAGAAACUUGGGAAGGGUGAGGAGUGUCAGCCAAGUGCCUCAGUGUGCCCCUGUUGAAACUUGGGUUUUUCCACACAACUGUAUUGUUUCCUAGGAGGACCUUUUUCCUUUCACCCCUUAUUUUUGGUUCCUCUUGUACAAGAGGUGGCUUUGCUUGGCAGUCCAGUGGGGCUUCAGCCCUACCACUCACCACUUAAAAACCUCCUGACCUCUUUACUUUUUUUAGAUGUAGUGGUAGACGGGGGAGGAGGGGAGGGCGGGGAGUGGACAGUAAGACAUACUGCAGUCGACUUUGAGUUGCUAAGUAGUUUUACAGAGCUAGGUCUGGUUGUGUGUGUGUGUGUGUAUGUAUGUAUGUAUAUAUAUAUACAUACCUAGGGCUAGUACUUAACGUUUCACACCCGGGAGCUGGGAGAAAAAACCCUGUACAGUCUUUCCUUUUUUUUAAAUAGGCGCGCUUGCGCUCUUCCCACCCUCCUCGCCCCUUUUUAUUUUUAAAUAAGUGUUCCUUGUGCCUGGAAGAAUUUGCUGUCUUUGUAAUUUUCAAACUUUAAAAUAAAAUGUAAAAAAAAAAAAAAAAAA
Messenger RNA from Cervus elaphus (red deer), 2198 nucleotides. RefSeq names its product histone H1.0. The coding region runs from base 280 to 864 and encodes 194 amino acids. Lineage: Eukaryota; Metazoa; Chordata; Mammalia; Artiodactyla; Cervidae. Gene Ontology annotation, cellular component: nucleosome; nucleus. Gene Ontology annotation, biological process: nucleosome assembly; negative regulation of DNA recombination; chromosome condensation. The record is from RefSeq and is a predicted model, not a curated record. Gene Ontology annotation, molecular function: structural constituent of chromatin; nucleosomal DNA binding; double-stranded DNA binding. The transcript has a single exon.